Megalobrama amblycephala (Wuchang bream) is the source of this 1194-nucleotide messenger RNA. RefSeq lists its product as uncharacterized. Lineage: Eukaryota; Metazoa; Chordata; Actinopteri; Cypriniformes; Xenocyprididae. The coding region runs from base 45 to 725 and encodes 226 amino acids. The record is from RefSeq and is a predicted model, not a curated record. The transcript has 7 exons.
GGAGGUGGACAGAUGACACAGAGACUACAACAUUCAGAGAUAAAAUGACAGCUCCAACUCCAGAUUCCCUGGGCUCCCUUCCUGGUGAAGAUGAAAAGAACACCAAAGAUGCCAACAAUCAGACUGAACAUAAUACAAAAGCUUUUAAAGAACUUAAUGAAUCUAAACAAAGCAAACAUGCAAAGAACUCUGUCCUUAACAAUAAUGACAGUUGUUAUCCAGUUAAAAACGAAGUCAGUGAAAAAACAUUUCAUAUGCAGCCAAUUUCAGAUCCUUUUACAUCACCAGAUCAAACCCCUAAAACAGAGGACAUCAAACAGCUAGUAGAAGUGAAGAAUGACUCUAAAGCUGUUGGCCAUGCAUCUGACUCAUUACAGACCAAACAGACCAACAUGGCUGGAGUAGGGACAUCCAGUAGUGGUACUCCAGGGACCAGUGACACACAGGCCAGGAACACACAGCCUGCAUCAAGUGAAGGUGAAGGGACACACAGGACCACAUCAAGCACUCAGGGCACCAGUGAAAGACAGACGACUGAGACCAGGGACACGCAGCCUGAAGGAAGUGAAGGGGCCACAUCUAGCAUUCCAGGCCCCAGUGAAACACAGACCACUGAGACCAGGGAUACUCAGCCUGAAGCAAAUGAAGAAAAGACAAGAAUGGCACACAACAUGAUAUCAGACACUAGAGAAGAACACAAGGUGAGUGCCUAUACAUUUUGCUAACAGAACAUUUAACUAGUGCUAUUAAAGGGGACCUAUUAUGUAAAAUUCACUUUUGCAUGGUGUUUGGACAUAAAUGUGUGUUGGCAGUGUGUGUACACAACCACCCUAUAGUGAUAAAAAUCCACCCACUCCUUUUUUUUAAUCCCCAUAAAUCAUAAGCAGUGUCUCAGAACAAGCUGUUUCCAGAUGCCUGGCAGUGUGAGGUCACAAAAGCCACAGGCCCCACCCACGAAUGUUGACAGAAACUGCUGUUUGAAUGUAGAACCGCCCUGAGCGCGUUUACAACAAGUCAGCCAUUGCUGCUCUGACGAGAACAUCUCCCAAGCUUUUUAGGAUGGAUUAAUCCACAUAGCUCUCUCCUUUUACUACCAAAAUCUGAGCCGCUGAAGACGAGGUGGAUUCAUUAUGUUUUUGAAGAAAAUGCUCCCUCAACUCUACCGAAAUUUGUUUAUAUCUGUAUGAAUCACUU